CAUUCAUCGCCGAGCUCUACUUACAUGCAAAUGAUGCGAACUACCGCCUUUUCUCGCGUUCGUGACCAUCACACGUCGUCUUUUCUGUCUUCACCUACGAGUUACAAUUGCUCCGAGUUGCGCACCACAUUCCCACAAGGAAGUGGACUUCGCCACAUUACGUUGACACUCAUUGCCACAGACAGUUCCAGAUAAUCCUUGCCAGUGACCUUUCUACUUAUGUGCAGACUGUGAGAAAUCACUUCAGUGAAGUGUCAGCGCUAUUAAAGGUCGCGAUGCUGGUUUCUGGUCUUGUCUAGUACGCCAAAGAAAUUCAUACAGUGCAUCUACCUUCGAUAGCAUACAGCUAUGCGCUUGCACACGGGCACUCAGGCGUGUCUGUUACUAUUGGCACAUGCUGUGGAAAGAGCUGCUGGAGUCAACUUCACUCAGUGUUUUAUCGGCAUCGUGGCGAAUGCGAAUUCUACGCACAACUUAGCCGGUCUACUCGAUGCCGACGGGUAUCCCGUGUCGAAUGUUUCUGAUGCGACAGCGAUUAGCUACUCGCUGUGCACCUCUGUCUGUGGGUCUGGACCAAGAACUUUCAACUGGCUUAAUUUUUCGCAAGAUUUCAGUGCAUGGCUACUGCCAAAUCUUGCCUUGAUUUCGCAGCUCCCCUUUGGGGCACAGUAUAACUUUGAUGAUCUCAUGUCUGCUGUAUUAACCGUUGGGUCACCAGCGCUUGCUGGCUACUCUCUACUCAUCACCGUUCUUAAUUCUCGGUGGAUCAACCGCCGAUUUACUCCAUCAGUGAACUAUCCCAAUUCACAUUUGGCAGUAUCUAUCUUAAGCAGCCUUCAGCAAGUCCCGCUGAGACUGCAUUUCCAUGCACACUUUCCCUCUCUUGUUAUCCUGCCGGAAAAUGACUCCUGGUGGAGAAAUUUCUCCGAAUUGGUGGACUACACCCAUACAUGGUCAAUUGCGUCCGCGACAUCCAUCGCCUGGGUCGUUGUUGCCUAUAUCCUGACUGUAGCCAACUCACCAACAGAUUCUUACGUGAACCUUCAAGCCGACGGUGACGCCACUGGCACACUGUGGCUAUGGUUGAUCUCAAUAGUUGUUGGAUGGCUGCAACUAUCCCCGAAAUGCAAUUUUGAUCGUUUACGAGCGGCUUAUGAUCGUGCCGACCGAUACGCACGCACAGGAACACCAGAUACUCAUAUAGGAAUGUCGCCUCCGUCCGCCCCGAGAGCUUUAACGAUAACCGCAACGGAGGGGGAUGUGAUGUCUCCAGACGAACUCCUCACCCCACCGGUGUUUAAUUACACCCGUUCAUUGCAAUGGGCAUCUACUGCGGAAACUGUCUUCCUGGUGUUCAAAGUAGCAUCCGAGAAGGCUCAAAGCCGUAUUCCCGUUCGUUUUGAGGCUGAGUGGAUUGAGUCUAACAAUAUCAAACACAUCCACCCCACCAAUCGACGCGGGUCCCCGCAGGAAAUUGCCAUGUACUGUGCGCAGCCCGACGGCGCACGACGCAGCCAUUGGGCACCUGGCGUGUUUACCAGAAUGGCUGUCGCUUCAUGCGCUUCGCUUGCAUUACAAUGGGGAACAGUCGGAGGAGCAGUGACCGUGGCAUAUUUCACUCCUACGACACGCAUCGGAUGUCGAUCUCUGAGUUACCUCAUUUACGGAGGCAUAUCGACUUUAGUUUUGGCGAUGCUCCUGAUGUCUAGCAUCCUCGCACACUACUCCGCAUCUUGUUCCAAACGAGCGUCGCUCGCUGCACGUGUUACUCUGGCGUCGUCGCACUGGCUGCGAAGGAUGGGCAAACUGUUGGCCAUUGUAAACGCCAUCUGGGUGGUCUUGGUGUGUAUGUUCCAGUAUUCCAACGUUUACGAUACAUGUUUCUGUAAAUCCAGUGUGAUUGGUAGGGGAAAGGCUGCGUAUGCUGUGAUCAUCGAAACCUCAGCCCAAGCUGCACUGCUUAAGGUUGCCUGGACCAGGUGUCUCUUGUCUUGGCCUGUACCUCAGCGUCGAUGUUCCUUGGCCUUGUGAAUCUUUUAUUGCACACUCAAAUACGAUAGCUAUUAAUGUGUAGG
This is a messenger RNA of Suillus paluster, 2075 nucleotides long. RefSeq lists its product as uncharacterized. The record is from RefSeq and is a predicted model, not a curated record. The transcript has 4 exons. Bases 349 to 2031 code for a protein of 560 amino acids. NCBI's taxonomy places the organism in Eukaryota, Fungi, Basidiomycota, Agaricomycetes, Boletales, Suillaceae.